Exophiala spinifera is the source of this 5778-nucleotide messenger RNA. RefSeq lists its product as uncharacterized. Gene Ontology annotation, cellular component: myosin complex; cell septum; cell periphery. Gene Ontology annotation, molecular function: ATP binding; cytoskeletal motor activity; chitin synthase activity. The record is from RefSeq and is a predicted model, not a curated record. Lineage: Eukaryota; Fungi; Ascomycota; Eurotiomycetes; Chaetothyriales; Herpotrichiellaceae. The transcript has 2 exons. The coding region runs from base 1 to 5778 and encodes 1925 amino acids.
AUGGCGGCUAGGGGGACUAUCCCCGCCCAUGCGCAGGCUUCGUUGCCGUCACUCCCUCCACAUUUACAGUCAGACACUCACUUGACCGCUCACCUGGCGAGUCGUUUCCACGUCUCUCUUCCAACGGCAAGGCUCUCGUCCCAAGCGUUGAUCUGCCUCAACACCUAUACUUCCAGCACACGAGGUCCCAAUGGUGAGAAAGAAGGAAGUGCCAGUGGGGAGGCUGAAGAUCUGGCUCGAAGGGCAUGGGCUAGGUUAGGAAGUCGUGCAGAAGACCAGGCCAUCGUCUUCUUUGGAGAGUCCGGCUCUGGCAAGACGACAGUUCGGUCACACCUCCUUGCCUCUUUCCUGUCCUUUUCCUCCACACCACUUUCAAACAGACUUUCUCUCGCGGCCUUCGUUUUCGAUACCUUGACAACCACCAAGACUACCACCACGCUAACUGCCUCCAAAGCCGGGCUUUUCUAUGAGCUGCAAUACGAUUCUUCAUCCACCAUUCCCACCCUGAUCGGAGGCAAAUUGUUGAAUCAUCGCCUGGAGAAAGGCAGGAUUUCUCAUGUUCCAACAGGCGAGAGAAGUUUUCAUGUCCUGUACUAUCUUCUGGCGGGGACAAGUGCGGCAGAAAAGUCACAUCUGGGACUGACUGGACACACGAACAUCACGACUGCAGGCACCGGCCUCGGUAGAGCUGCUUCGGUUUCGCAGAAGAGAUGGAGAUAUCUAGGGCAUCCCACACAGAUGAAGGUCGGCAUGAACGACUCGGAGGGAUUUCAGCAUUUCAAGACGGCCUUGCGUAAGCUCGAAUUCCCCAGAGCCGAAAUUGCGGAGAUAUGUCAAGUUUUGGCGGCGAUCCUGCAUAUUGGACAGCUCGAGUUUGGUACGGGCCAGGCUACAUUGACUGCAGCGGAAGAAAGCGGUGGAUAUUCCCACGAAGGCGGUGAGACAGUCACCGUUGUCAAAAACAUCGAGACGCUUGAACUGGUGGCCGCAUUUCUGGGGUUGAGUGUUUCGGAUCUGGAAGAGAGCCUGAGACACAAGACAAAGACGUUGCACCGCGAACGCGUCACCGUCAUGUUGGAUCCCAAAGGUGCUCGUGACAAUGCAGACGAGCUUGCAACAACCUUAUACUCCCUCCUCGUUGCUUAUAUCAUCGAAAGCAUCAACCAGAGGAUCUGUGCUGCUGAGGAUUCGGUAGCCAACACGGUGUCUAUCGUGGACUUCCCCGGCUUUGUAGAAACCCCUUCGACCAGUUCUGUCCUCGAUCAACUCCUAAACAAUGCAGCAAACGAAUCGCUCUACAACACUUGCCUGCACAGCUUCUUUGAGAAGACAGCAGAUAUGCUGGAGAGCGAGGAAGUCAGUGUACCAGCCACAAGUUAUUUCGAUAACUCUGACGCUGUACGCGGUCUUCUCAAACAUGGAAACGGUCUUUUGGCUAUUCUCGAUGACCAGACCCGCCGUGGUCGUACCGACAUCCAGUUUCUAGAAAGCAUUCGCAAACGCUUCGAAAAUAAAAACAAAGCUAUCAUGGUCAGCAGUGCCACCUCCACCAUGCCUGGAAGCAAUUUUGCUACAUCGAAUCUUGCGGCUUCCUUCACCGUGCGUCACUACGCCGGUGAGGUUGACUAUCCUGUGAACAAGUUGGUGGAGGAAAAUGGCGAUGUGGUGUCUGGAGACUUGAUGAACAUGAUGCGAUCCACGAAGAGUGAUUUUGUCGCCAGCUUAUUUGGUCAAGAGGCCUUGACUACCGUCAGCCACCCUGCCGAAAAGACCGCCAUUGUUCAGGCCCAGCUCAGCUCUAAACCCCUUCGAAUGCCCAGCGUUUCGAGAAAGAAGCAUGUGGAGCUCCGUAGGAUGGCUAGCCGACGUGCUGACCGAUCCAUUGUACCAGAAGAGGAGGAACCCAUGCCGGGCAAUGAUGAUCAAAGGGUCAGGCGCACCAAAGCCACCGCAAUGGGAUUGACCCAAGGUGCUGCAGCGCAAUUUUUGGCCUCAUUGGACAAUAUCACGAAAUCACUUACUGCGCCAAAUGUCAACAACUACUUUGUGUUCUGCCUGAAGCCCAACGACAGGAGAAUUGCCAAUCAGUUCGACAGCAAAUGUGUCAGACAGCAAAUCCAGAUAUAUGGAAUUGCCGAAAUCAGCCAGAGACUUCGAAUAGCCGACUUCAGCAUCUUCUUGCCCUUCGGCGAGUUCCUCGGCCUAACUGAUGUGGACACUGGCGUCAUUGGAAGUGAUGCUGAGAAAGCACAACUGGUUCUUGACAGUAAACAAUGGCCUGCGAAUGAAGCCAGAAUCGGCAAUACGGGUAUAUUCCUCAGUGAACGAUGUUGGGCUAGUAUCGCACUUACAGGCUCACAAAGCGCGGCCUAUUUUGGCGGCGAUGCUCCCUCACUGUCCCGGCCAGACACACCAGGCAUGAACCCUUUCAGUGACUCCAAAGCGAGAUUGAUUUCUGGCGAAGGUACCCCUCAAUCAUUCUUUGGCGAAGAAGGAAAAGGAGGAGGCUACAUCGGCUCACGAGAGCUCGAUUCCAAAUCUGACGCGGGUGCCUCAGCUUUCAACUCGGGUGAUAUGUUCCGCAACUUGGAAACCAAGGAGGAACUCGCAGAGAAAGCCAACAAGAAAAACAUGGAAGAAGUGGAUGUUGUUCCGGUCUCCAGAAGCCGCAAGAACUGGCUUGCGAUUGUCUACUUCUUGACAUGGUAUCUUCCGGACUUCUCCAUCAAAUGGGUCGGCGGAAUGAAACGCAAGGACGUCAGGACCGCCUGGAGAGAAAAGUUUGCGAUCAACCUUCUCAUCUGGCUCAGCUGCGGCUUUGUGAUCUUCUUCAUCGUCGUGUUUCCGGACCUCAUCUGUCCCAAACAACACGUCUACUCCGCUCAAGAACUAGCUUCUCACAAUGGAAAGGGGAAACACGGCUCAUAUGUGGCCAUUCGGGGAGUGGUUUUUGAUCUUGGUGCUUUCAUACCCAGUCAUUAUCCGAGCAUUGUGCCUUCAAAGUCGCUCGAGAAGUAUGCCGGUCUUGACGCCACUAAUCUUUUCCCCGUCCAGGUUUCUGCUCUUUGCCAAGGCAAGGAUGGAAGCAUCUCUUCUGCUGUCCAACUCGACUAUACCUCUACAAAUGUGUCUGGUUCUGCAAGCAUCACCAGCACGAAUGACCCUAACAGGCGGUAUCACGACUUCCGCGCCUUCACCAACGAUUCCCGGCCAGAUUGGUUUUUCGAGCAAAUGCAGAUGCUCAAAGCUAAUUACAAGAAAGGCAAUGUGGGCUAUACCCCCCAACACGUUAAGAAAUUGGCCUCGAAACAAGAAUCCAUUGCCAUUCUCAAUAGCAGGGUAUACGACUUCACGACCUACAAUCAAGGUGGACGGAGCGUCAGAGUCGCACCAGGCGACCAGGUUCCUAGCAACGUCGACACAGACUUCAUGGAUUCGCUCGUCGUCGAUCUCUUUACACAGAAAGCUGGCCACGAUGUCACCAAGUACUGGAAUGCCCUCCCACUCGAUUCCGGCAUGAGACAGCGGAUGCAAUUGUGCCUUGACAAUCUGUUCUUCGUCGGCGUUGUAGAUACUCGAAACUCUACGCAGUGUCUAUUUGCACGGUAUAUCCUCCUCGCCGUCUCGGUCUUCCUUUGCAGUGUGAUUGGUUUCAAGUUCUUUGCAGCACUGCAAUUUGGUGGGCGGAACGUCCCAGAAAACCUGGACAAGUUUGUGAUCUGCCAGGUUCCAGCUUACACCGAGGAUGAGGAGUCACUACGACGUGCUAUCGACUCUGCCGCGCGCAUGCGAUAUGACGACAAACGCAAACUGCUCGUUGUUGUCUGCGAUGGCAUGAUUAUCGGCCAAGGCAAUGACAGACCCACGCCUCGCAUUGUGCUGGAUAUUCUGGGCGUGUCGGAGACGGUCGACCCCGAGCCUCUCAGCUUUGAAUCUCUUGGUGAAGGCAUGAAACAACACAACAUGGGCAAAGUGUAUUCUGGACUGUACGAGGUUCAAGGGCACAUUGUUCCCUUCUUGGUUGUGGUCAAGGUUGGAAAGCCAUCAGAAGUCUCCAGACCAGGUAACAGAGGCAAGCGUGACUCCCAGAUGGUCAUUAUGCGAUUCCUCAACCGUGUCCACUACAAUCUGCCCAUGAGUCCUCUUGAGCUUGAGAUGCAUCACCAUAUCCGCAACAUUAUCGGUGUCAACCCCACAUUCUAUGAGUUCAUACUUCAAAUCGAUGCCGACACAGUUGUGGCACCGGAUUCCGCCACGCGCAUGGUUUCCGCCUUUUUGCGCGACACGAGACUGAUAGGUGUCUGCGGAGAAACAUCGCUGAGCAACGCCAAAUCGUCAUUCAUCACCAUGAUGCAGGUGUACGAGUACUACAUCUCGCACAAUUUGACCAAAGCCUUCGAAUCUCUCUUCGGGUCGGUGACGUGCUUGCCGGGGUGUUUCACAAUGUUUCGCAUUCGAGCCGCCGAGACAGGCAAGCCUCUUUUCGUCAGCAAGGAAAUCAUCAACGACUAUUCCGAGAUCCGCGUCGAUACUCUACACAUGAAGAACCUGCUCCAUCUGGGAGAAGACAGAUACUUGACCACGCUACUUAUGAAGCACCAUGCGAAGUACAAGACCAAAUACAUCUUCCAUGCGCACGCUUGGACUAUUGCGCCAGACAGCUGGGCAGUUUUCCUCUCCCAGAGACGUCGCUGGAUCAAUAGUACAAUUCACAACCUUAUCGAGCUGAUUCCGUUGCAACAACUCUGCGGUUUCUGCUGUUUCAGCAUGAGGUUCGUUGUGUUCCUGGACCUGUUGUCGACAAUCGUCGCGCCCGUCGUGGUCGCAUACAUUGCGUACCUGAUUGUCGAAGUUGCUACAUCGUCGAGCGUCCUCCCCACGACGGCGUUCAUCUUACUCGGUGCCAUUUACGGUCUCCAAGCCAUCAUCUUCAUCCUUCGCCGCAGAUGGGAAAUGAUUGGCUGGAUGAUUGUGUAUAUCCUUGCCAUGCCCGUCUUCUCAUUGGGCUUGCCACUGUACGCCUUCUGGCACAUGGACGACUUCAGCUGGGGCAAUACCCGUCUCGUCACGGGUGAGAAGGGCAAGCAGAUCCUCAUUUCGGACGAAGGCAAGUUUGACCCCGACUCCAUUCCCAGGAAGAAGUGGGAAGAGUACCAAGCGGAGCUUUGGGACGCUCAGACUCAACGAGACGACGCCAAAUCCGAGAUAUCAGGUUACAGUUACGGAACCAAGUCUUAUUACCCGGCUGGCUCGGUGUACGGUGGAGGCUAUGACACCCAACAUCUCAUGCCCACGUCAAGAUCCGUUUCUCAGCUGGACAUGCAUCAGUCAAUGUAUGGAGCCGGGUACAACCAGUCGCGCCUGUCACUGGCUCCCUCUGAGAUGCUCGGUGGGGCCGGGGUCCUGGCCAGCGGCCGAUCGGUCGCCGACAUGGAGAUGGCGGACUUGACAGGCCUGCCGACCGACGACAUGAUCCUGAAUGAGAUUCGAGAAAUCUUGAAGACGGCAGACCUCAUGACGGUGACCAAGAAGGGUAUCAAGCUGGAGCUGGAGCGCAGGUUCAACGUCAACCUGGACGUCAAGAGAGCGUACAUUGGAAGUGGUAAGUCCGAACGAACAUGGUCCCCCCCCCCCGAACAUUAUGAAUGGUAUACUGACUCUUUGCCCAGCCACGGAGGCCAUUCUCUCUGGCCAAUUGUGAUGAGCGAGCGGUUGUUGCAUCUGAUAGCGUUCUCGGUUAUGGUCUUGUUUUGUUCUUGGAUUAUCGUAGGCAACUAG